This is a messenger RNA of Rotaria sp. Silwood2, 2766 nucleotides long. The record is from the annotation of a GenBank genome assembly. NCBI's taxonomy places the organism in Eukaryota, Metazoa, Rotifera, Eurotatoria, Philodinida, Philodinidae.
AUGAAUGAGGUCAUCGAAGAACUUCAUGAAGUUAAAAAAGCAAUUUUAGUUCGAUUUAUUAAUCAAAUAUCAAAACAAAAUAAAGAAAUUGGAAACUAUUUGAAAGAAAUUUUUAAUAUAUGUACGAAUCCUGAUCGUCAAACUCGUAUUAAUGUUUAUAAAAAAAUUUUAAAUGAACUUCCAUUUGGUAGUAUUAAAAGAGAAAAAUUAAUUGAAUACUAUGCAAAAAUUAUGGAUUUAGAACGUCGUGUAAGAAAAUUUGUUAAUGCUAAAAUUUAUAAUGAAAAAAUAGAAAAUCCACGUAGUACAGCAACAGCUGAUCGUCUUGAUUAUGUUUUUCAUCGUAUGAAAGAAGAAGAUGUACCAAUAGAAAAAUUGAAAGAAUUUUUUAAUGAAAAUGCUUAUGCUAUAUUUAGUUUAACAAUGCAUCCAACAAAUCCAACAUCAACAGAUUAUACAGUUAAAGGUGGAAUUCAAUUUGAUAAAUAUUUAGAUAAUAAUAUUGAUUAUGAAGAACAUUUAAAAUUACUUGAAGAUUUACCAAUAGUUGGACAAAAGAAAACUAUUGAAGAAGAAGUCAAAGAAACAAUUGCUAUUCUAGAUAUUAUUUAUGAAACAUCAAUAAAAUUAAGAUUUAAACUAAUAGAAUCAUUAAGAGAUAUUCCAUCUUAUGGUUCUGUAAUUGAUGUUAAUACACCAAUUAUACAAGUAUCAAUAUGGUCAGCUGGUGAUGGUGAUGGUAAUGAAAAUGCAAAUAUUCAAGCAUUAGAACAUGCUGUUGAAUUAUUAAGACAACGUAUUAAACAAUUGUAUUUACAUGAUAUACAAGAAAUAAAAUCGAAUAAGACGAAAAUUAUUGAAGAAAAAUUAAUAAAUAAUUCCUAUAAAUCAAUCAAUGAUUUUAUUGAUGAUAUAAAAAAAAUUCCAGAUACAGAGAAUCUAAUUUAUAAAAUCAAAACUUUUCGUUUUCAUUAUGCUCAAAUUGAUAUUCGUCAUAAUGCUUGUGAUAUAAUGGAAACACUUGCUCAUUUAGUACAAGUCAAUGGUUUGAUAGAUGAUUUUUUAUCGUUAUCAUUAGAAAAUCAAAAAAAAUCUAUUGUUCAAUGGUUAAAUAAUGAACAAAUAAUCGAAAAAUUAAUGUUAACUGAUGAUGAACUAUUAAAUAAAAGUAGUAAAACAGCUGCACGUAUAUUUGGUCGAUUAAAAUUAAUUAAAAAUAAUCUUGAUAUAUUUAAUAAAUUAAUAAUAGCUGAAACAAGUUCAAUAGUUAAUGUUCUUGCUGCUUUUUUAUUAUUAAAAGCAUCUGGAAAUAGUGUAGCAGAAAAAAAUACAAUUAUUGAUAUAGUUACAUUAAGUGAAUCAGUUAAAGAUUUAGAAGAAUUACCAAAUUUAAUAUCAGAGUUAAUCGAUGAUCCUAUUUAUCGAAAACAUUUAUUUUAUCGUCAAAAAUUAAUUCCAAUGAUAGCUAAAAGUGAUACUGUUCGACGUAAUGGUCGUGGAGCAGAAUCAUCACAAGAACAAGCAUUAGGAAAAUUAUAUGCAAUGCUUGAUCAAUUCAAAAAUAAAUAUCCUGAAUUAAAAAAUUUAACAAUCAAUGGUUUUAGUGGUGGUGGUGCUGCAUUACAACGUGGUGGUGGACGUGUUACAGAAGUCGCACAUAAUCAUGGUCGAGCAGCACGUUUUUAUGGUGCAAAAACUCUUGGCCCAUCAUUAUUAACAAUUCAAGGUCAUCAAAUGCAAAUAUUAUUUUCUCCAUCAUCAAUUGCUUUACAAACAUUACAAUCAUUAGUAGCACAAAAUCUUUAUGCACGUGCACAAACAGAAUUAAAAUCAAAUGGUGAACAUUAUGUUCAACCACGUCGAGCACCAGAUGGUUAUGAUGAAAGAAAAAAUAUUGAAAAAUUUCAUAAAAUUUGUCAAGUUAUGCGUGAUACUUAUUUGAAUUAUAUGGGAGAUUUAGAUAGCGAUCAAGAUCAAAAUUCGGGCAAUCAUAAUUUUAAUCAAUUGUUUACAAAUGCACCAUGGGUAUCAGUUAUUUUGGGAAAUUUAAGUUCACGACCAUCAAAACGUGGUGCUCAGCAAUCUAGUUUACAAAAUUUGACAGUUCGAGAAUUAAGAGGUGAAAAUCCCAAAUUGCUUAAUAAUCGUGCUAUUACUGUCGAACGAGUAACAGCACAUAGUGGAACACAUUUUCUAAAUUAUUUAACUAUUUAUGAAGGUUUUAAAAGUAUUAAUGAAGAUGAACUUCAUGAAAUGUAUAUUUGUAGUAAAUCCUGUCGUGAUUUUAUUCGUAAUACAGCAUUAUCAUUACAUAUGACUGAUUUUGAAAUAGCUUGGUUAACAAUGAUUGGUGAAAUGCAUCCCAAUAAAACGGAAUUGAUAUCAUUAGCAAGUAAAUUUAAUCCAAAUAAAAAUGGAAAAAAUACAAAUAAAGAAACAUUAGCAUGGCUUGAAUUAUAUGCAUAUGAUGUUGCUAAAUUGGUAUAUAAAUGUAUUUUAAAUAAAAAUCUACCAGAUCAUUUUGAUUUACAAUCACCAUUAAAAUUUGGUUUUUCAAAUUUAGCACAACAAUUAACAAUAAGAGAAGAAUCCGAUGAAUUUGGACGAUAUGCUCAAGCUGAUAUGACUAAUUUUAUGAAUAAUAAUUUAGAUUUUGUAUUAGGUCCACAUGAAUGUUUAACAUUACAAGCUUGUUAUGCAGCUGCUGAUGUUGUUAAUGCACCUGAAGGAGGAUUAAAUAUUGAACUUACAAGAAGACUGUUUUAA